AUGAAUCCACAACAACACCAACAGCAACAGCCUAUGCAGGUUCAGCAACCACCAAUUCAAUCUAUACCACAGCAGGUCCCAAUAGCAGCGCAACAACAGCCACAGGCUUCAAUUACACAACAGCAGCAACAAAUUAGGAGACCAGGUCAACCACCAAUUCAUCAAUAUCACUCACAAACACAAUUAAAUAGAAAUAAUGGUUUGAAGAAAUAUGAAAUACAAAGACCUGAUAGAAAGGAUUUAGGUCCAGGUUUGGGGCCACCCGAUUUUUAUCCUUUAGACGAAAAUGCAGAGGAAGAUACAUUAACACAAGCUUUUAUUUUAGGAGGUUUUUGUGAAAUUAUUAAACAUGAUGAAUUUAAAUCAUCAAGUGCAAUAUUUAAAAAUUUAGAUUUUCCAAAAGCAAAAGAACAAUUAUUACAAUCAAUUUAUGAAGUUGAAUGGAAAAAGAAUUCUACCCAAAAGACUCAACAAAAUCUACCUACAAUGAAUAAAAAUGCAAAUAAAAGAGCAGUACCAGAGCAAAAGGCAUGGUCGGCAAGUCAUAGAGAGAGCUGGGUAUUGAAAUUGGCAGGUAAUGAGCCAUUACAAAAACUAGCAUCAUCUGUACCACAUGGUUACAAAGGUGAGACUUUAUUGAAAAUGUUUUUAGAUAAUCAGGUUCCUUUAGUUAGGGCCACUUGGUAUACAAAAAUUGUAUAUGGUAAUAUGCCAAAGCAUAAAACAGUAGAGCCUUCAAAUGAUUGGACAAAAACUAUAGUUCAAAGUUUAUUUGCAUUAAUUAGAAAUACAACAAUUGAAAGCAAUACAAAAAAACCAUUACAACAACAGCAGCCAAAUGCAGUCACAAAUAGCUAUACAGGUAUACUUUAUAUUGAGAGAUUAAUAAAGUGGAAUUUUACAGAGGGACUUUUAAAUAGAGAUUUAUUUUUAUCGAUGCUUAUUGAUCAUCUAAAUGAAACCGAUAGACCAGAAGAAGCAGUUUUAAUAUCGUCCUUAUUAUUACAAUAUUCAGAUACUCUUAUUUUAUCGACAUAUCACUCAUUAAAGUUUUUAACUAAAGCAUACGAAAAAUUAAUAAAAAUUACAGCAUCACCACAACAUCUUUCUGUAUCAUCAUCAUCAAAGCACCAUCAACCACAACAACCAAUUCAACCAGUACAACCAAUUACUCAAGCAACUCAAUUAAAUUUACAAAUGUCACCACCAAACCAAAGAAUAUAUUCCAUGCUCUCAAUUAUAGCAAAACAAAUCUCUAUGAAUUUACCCGAUACAUUCAUGUCUUUUAAAAAUUUUAAAGAAUUACUUUAUUUGAUUUAUCCACAAAUCAUAAUAAACAAAAUCGAAUAUAACCAACUAAUGUUUCAAAAUAAUUUAAAAUUUACAGUUUCACCAGAGUUUAAAUGGAUUUCUAAAUACUAUUCUGAAAUUAAUAAAAUUCAGCAACAGCAGCAACAGCAACAAUCCCAAAACAAAAAUCAAUUUCCAAACAAUAUUUUAAAUCAAAGAUAUAAGGGUUUAAACUAUUCAGAUUUGAUUAAGUCUUUGGAUAAAUUUUAUAUUGGUUAUGAUCUAAGAUUAUUAUAUCAAGAAAUAUUUAAUGAUAACCAUAUAUCAUUAGAAGAUGACAAAGAGAAAAUUUUAUUGAUUUGUGAAUGGGCCUGUACAUCGUCUAGAAAUUAUCCAUUUACUUUUUUAUCAGCAUGUUCAUUAUUAAAAAUUUAUGAAAGAAAUCUGUUAAUUAAAUUUAAUAACUUGAAUCAUCCAUUACAAAAUAUACUGGUUCAAUUUUUAGAAACUUUUAAACCAAACUCGAUAGAAUUGAAUAAAAUUUGGUUCUUUUUUUCAGAAUUAAUUAGAAAUGAAAUUUUUUCACAAAAUUCAUAUGCAAGAUAUAUAAUUUCAAGGGGUAUUUUAGAGGAAACUGAUUAUUUAUCAUCAAAAAAUUAUAAUGGAAUCAAUCAACACACAGAUAAUAGUAGUAAUAAUAAAAACAAUCAAUAUCAUAAAAUUUAUUUAAGAGAAUUCCCAAUUUUUAAUAAGAACGAUUUCCCAUCAUUUGAAAUUCACCAACAAAGAAACCAAAGAAGAACCAUAUUGUUCCCAAAUGCUUCAAAGUCUCAAGAAGAAAUUAAUAAUAUGGAGCAGGUUAGAAAUUCGAUAAAAAGUUUUGUUUUGGAUAUAUACAAUUUAGAUUUCAAUAAUACAUUAGAUAAAAUAUUGAUAAAGUUAAGAUCUUUAUCAUAUUAUAGUCAAAUAUCUUUAACUGAAUGGUUGUCACUCUGCAUUAGAUUAAAUUUUAAUAAUAAUAAUUUAAAUAAUAACGAAUUAUCAAAUAACAUUAAUUUAACCAAAGGCUUUAGACGAUUUUCAUUCCCAAUAACAAAACCAUAUAUUGAAAAAAUCUUUUUAUUGAUGGAAUCAAUUUCAAAUUAUCAUUCAAUUUUACAAUGCUUAUUAGUAUUCUGGAAUCAUUGGAAUUUAGCAAAAGAUCUCCAAAGUUUUAUAUUUUAUACAACCUAUAGAUUAGAGUUAUCAUUUAUAACAUCAGACCAAUUUAUAACAUUACUAGAUACAAUUUAUAAGAAGGUUGUUAAAAGCAGUACCAAAGGUGAUGAUGAUGAUUUCAAAAAUCGUGAUGGUGAUGAAAUGGAAGACGACGCAGAUGAACAAAGCGACCAAGAAGAUGACGAUGGAGAAGAUGAAGACAAUGAUGAGGAUGAUGAUCAAAAAAUGAAAGAAACUCAAGAAUCAAUGGCUAUUGAUUCUGAGGGUAAUAAUAAUAAUAAUAUAUGCGGAAAAACUUAUGUAGAAUCUUAUUUGUACCAUAUAAUAAAAAAAUAUCAAUCUAUUAAAUCAGUUUCAACCUGGUUAAAAAGAAGUAAUAUUAACUGUAAAUUUAAAAAAGAUUUUAAUAAUAUAAAUAAUAUAAAUAAUAAUAUUGACAAAAAUGAAAUUAAUAAUGAUUGUAAAGAAAUUAUUAAUAAAGCAUUAAAUAAUAAUAUAGAGCAACAAGAAAAAGAACAAGAAACAAUUGAAGAGCAAUUAAAAUGGUUAGAUGAUCAAUUAAACUCAAAUGAUAAUAUAAAUAGCUAUUUAAAUGAACUAAAAGUUAAAUAUACUGAUAGCCUUCAACAGUAUCACAAAGAAUUAUAUUUAGAAUUAUUAAAUACAAUUUUAAAUUUUAAUUUAAAUGAAAAUAAUUUCCUUUUAUUUAUAAAGCAACAAAUGGUACUAUCACAAAUCAUAUGUCAGUUUUCAAUUGUUAUACCAUUUUCAAUCACAAAUGAAAAAGAAUUGUUUUUAAACGAACUAAAGAAUUAUCUUCAAGUUAACCUCGAUAACGGCUCCAUCGGUAACGAAGACGAUAAGGGUUUCCUUAAGAUUAUUGUAUUUUUAAUCUCCUUGGUUUUAAAUCAGUACUGUGAUAUCUAUUCAAUUGUAGUUUACUCAAUCUUGCCAUUAUUACAAUCAAACCAGGUAGUAGAGAGCAAUGCCAACGUUUUGUUUUUGAUUAGAGCCGUCCAAAUAUUACUCUGUAAUGAUAUUACCUAUCUUAGUAGUAUGGUCCUAUGUGAUAGUCAAGGUGAUAAUAAUAAAAUUAAAGCAUCCAUCGAUCAUCUCAGUAUAAGAUUAAAGAUGAUGAACAAAUCUAAGGUUUCCACAUACUUAGAAAUAUUCCAAACAUUCUGUAAGCUUUAUAAUCACUACGAACCAUUGUCAAAUCCAUCCAAUAGUAGUACACAUUUAAAAACAUUUCAAAAUAUUUGUUCGAUUUUAACCGAUCCAGAUUCAAAAUUCAUAUUCCUUUCAGAAAACUCAAUUGAAAAAAUUAAAGAGCUCAAUUUGAAUCCAAUCGAAACCAGAUAUUUAUUUUAUUUAAUUUUAGGGAAUGUUAGACACCAACAACAGGAAGAGGAAGAAAUGAAGCAAGAACAACAGGAUUCAAGAAUUAUCAUUGAAUAUGAACCAUUAAAAUUAGAGAAUUGUUUAAACUAUUCUUUCAAAGUAAUAGACUCCACACUUACAAAUUCCUCAAACUGCUAUUGGAAUAUUUAUUUGUCAUAUAUCGGUUUAAAACUUUUAUUAGAUGAAUGGAAAACCUUACCUUUGCUCACAAUGAUACAGUCACCAUCAACUACUACAACAGCAACCACUACAAAUACUAACUCUUCAACACCAAUGUCAACAACUCCACCUGUUAAAUCCCCUAAUCAAUCACCACUAUUACAAUCAACGGAUUUAUUAAAUUCAAACAAUAAUAGUAAAGCCAAUGGUAAUACCACACCAACCAAUAACAUAAUUACAUCACCAAGUAAUAAUUGUGAAACUUUUUCACCAGAAUCAAUUAUAACUCAAUUUAUAUUAUUACAUUUUGAAGAGAAUAGAGGUUGGGAAAGAGUAUUUAUCUAUGAGGAUAUAUUUUUAUUAUUCCCUCAAGUCAGAAAUGAACUGAUAAAAAUAACCGUAUCGAUUUUAGAGUCACAAUAUCAAGAGUCUAGCUUUGACCAACCAUUAGUAAAUUUACCACUAAUCAAUCAUAUUAAACAAAAUUUACCAAUCAAUAAUUUAUUAAAACAACAGCCACAAAAGUAUUCAUACAUUUUAAAUCGUCCACAAUCAAAUACUACUAGUGACUCAUCAGAUGAACUUAAACGUUUAGAUAACCUAAUGUUUCAAGAAUCUUUUACAGAUAUAAUCAUUCAUAUACUAUCUACCUUUGAGGACUCUAGUAAUAUCGUCAGCUGCUUUAUCCUUUCAAUUUUCAAACAACUUUCACUAUUUUUCCAAUUCUCAAAACCGUUCGAUGUAAUUAAUCUUGAACAUUCAUUAUCCGAAACUAUUAUCCAAUCAAUCGUUGUAAGAAUCACAUUUUUAAUAACCCAAAUCAAAAUUACAAAAUCAAUUGUAAAAUCAUCAAACCAAAAAUUGGAAGAGGUUUCAAUUUUAUUAUUAAAUCUAUUAUCAAAAUUCAUUAUACAAUCAGAAGAUGAAUUCAAUUUGUUUGACCCAAUUUUAACAAUUUUAGAUUUAUUAAUUUCAGAUAAAUUUGAACAACCCACUCCUCUCCCUCCACCUCAACAGCAACAACAGAAUGAUCAAAAGAAUUCAAUUAAAAAGAAAUUACAUGAGCUAUAUCAAAAAAUUAAAUCUAAUUUCCCAUUGACCCUUCAAAACAAAUUAGAGAAACAAUUAUCAUUCCUAACUUCAAACCCAUCUCCUCCACCAUUUACAAUCAUACAUCCAGCAUGUUUAAUAGCUUGCAAUGUUAGUAGCACCAGUAGCUCUGCUAAUUUAAACACUUUUACCCCACCAUUGGGUUCUGCUCAACCUUCCACCCCACCUCUAAGCUCUACCCAACCAGUGCAAUCUAUUCAAACCCCACAAUUAGUUUCGAACAUUCAAGAUCUUAAAUCAACAUUCACACAAAUGGAUCCUUGGACUCUUUUAGAAGAUUAUUCUGAAACUCCUCUUUCUCCCUCGAUUUAUGGUGGCAUUAAAAUAGAAAGAAAAGAACUCACCUAUAUUAAAUCAACUUUUCCUUCAAAAAAUAGUGGUGGUAGUAAACGAACCAAUUGA
Molecule: messenger RNA, 5580 nt
Organism: Dictyostelium purpureum
Lineage: Eukaryota; Evosea; Eumycetozoa; Dictyosteliales; Dictyosteliaceae
Exons: 8
Coding region: 1-5580 (1859 amino acids)
Biological process (GO): regulation of transcription by RNA polymerase II
Cellular component (GO): mediator complex
Molecular function (GO): transcription coregulator activity
Source: RefSeq, a predicted model, not a curated record